GCCUGGUGUCUCUUAGACUUCAGUGAGUGGCGCGUUCACUGCGCAAGGGACAGUUUCCUUCAGCAGCAGGAUGGACGACCCCAGAACUGGCUACUACCAAGACGUUGAGUCCAACUACCAUUCACUCUCCCAUGCAGACCCAAUGGCUUCAAUGGCGACGCGGUGUGAUCUUAAUAACGAAGUCUUUCUGCAUGCGUGUCUGCUGCCUUCUUUGUGUAUCAUCGCGCUUUUGUCAUUUUUCGAGCGCCGCCAGAAGAUCUUCUCCUUCGAGGACCGUUUCCCGUACCUCCGCGGCCGAUUCGGCGUGGUGGUGCCGCUGGACUUCACUGGAUCACUGAGGAAUCGAUGGUCAUACGCUUUCGCCAUCGGAGCAGCAGCUCCACAAAUGAUUUCCCUCUUCUCUGGCGAGAUCGUACCAAUUAAAGUGCCAAAAUGGCUCAUAACUCUUGUGUAUCUGUUGGCCGCGUUUGAGGUGGCUUUGGCUAAUCUGCCCUUUUUCACCUGUCUGUCAACAACACACAGAGCCGUGGGAGGAGCUGUGGGCCUGUUAUACACACUUGUCUGGUUGAUAGUGGCAGUAUGGAAGGCCCGCUGUGUUCAUGAAUUAUGUGAUGAAAGUCAUUUCCUUGGUAAUGUUAUGUGCUACCAAUGGUUAACGUGGUGGCCACAUUUCCUGUGUCUGGGGUUCCUCUUGCUCCAGUUUGGCUCGAUGUUGGCGAAAGAUGUGCACAACCGCCUGAAGAAAGACGCCACGCAGGUGGAAGAGGAUGAGGUUGUUCAGUCCCAUCAGUACAGAUAUGUUCAAACACUACUGAGACGGCCUCCUAUAAGGUCACUGGAGAAGAGCUGGUUCCAGAGGAAUGUGUACGACUGGGAUCCUUAUUUUAAAUUCCCCAACCGAAUGAUCGCCACCACUAUUAUCUCCCUCAUCGGACUCUACCUGCUCAUUUCAUCUGAGCAAGUUUUGACUUCAUUGGUCAUCAGGUUUAUCAACUCUCUAUUUCAAAGACCCAGUAUUUGGACUGAACAUCUGGAUUACGCCACAAAUACCUGGUAUGUCACAACAGCCUUAGCCGUACUGUCGUCUGCAGCCCACGUUGGUCACGUACUGGUGUGUUACAGGAAGCACAUUAAGAGGUUGUGGGCAGGAAAGAGAAGCUUCUUGCCAGAGAAGUACCACACAGCGAACCCUGCUGUUAGCGUGGCUGCCUUCCUAAGGUACCCUGGCUGCCAGAUCGCCUUCACGUUGUGGGGUUACGUGAUGGUGCACCUCGCCCUCUUUGUGUUUGGGAUGGUAUUUGUGCAUCUGGUGGUCAUCCCAAUCCGGAAACAAGGAUUCUUCACCUGGCUGAUUGAUGUGACCAUCUUUCUGGCGAAUUUCUUCAUCGUGCUCGCCCUGCUGAAGCUGCAGGUCCUGCUGGUUCGGUUUUUCUUCCUGCAGGACAAACUGUCGCCUCAGGACAAGCAGAAGCCCCUCGCGCUCAACCACAGGAAAGCCUUCCACAACUUCAAUUACUUCUUCUUCUUCUACAACGUGAUCUUGGGACUGGGGAGCUGCGUCUUACGACUAAUGAGUAGCGUCUUCGUCAGUUUGUUGUUGGUGUCGCGCAUCCAUCGGACCAUCAUGCCAAAGGGCUUCGAGCUGUUGGAUAAAGGCUACCGUAUGUGGAUCGGAAUGAUCAUGGCGGAUCAUUACCAUAACAACCCGGUUAUGGUCUGUUUCUGCCACCUGCUGCUCAAACGCACUGUGGAGAGACAGCCAGCCAUCAAUGUUUACUCACGCUUGAACAACGCCUCAGCGAGCCCACUAGACGUCAGAGUCCGCGCCCGCUGGCUUCUCCUCUACACUCUGCUGAGGAACCCCCAACUCAUCCUGCUGAGGAAGCGCAAAAAACUCAACAACGACAACCAGGGACAGCUGGCCGUCGUCUGGGCCACGAUGCAGAUGCAGCAAGUGGACGCAGCGGCCGUCGUCAAGUCAACUGAACCUUCACUCUUAGUGUAAAACCAUGAGCCUCAGGUUCUUCGUCCACAUUUGAUUUACAGAGAAACAUACAAAGCGAUACUUCGGCUACCUCCACUAAAAUACUGUAAAUAUGUAGGACAGUCCAGCACGUUGUUUAUAUGCUCUGAUUUAAUUGACAUUUUUUGACAUUUUUUGUAGGACGAAGCCUCGUUCAGUUUAUAUUGUCUAAUCAGCUUUAAAAGAAGCUCAGUGGUUUUAAUAUCAAGGUCAAAAUUAGCAGCCUUCAGGUAGCGGCAGCUGGUUCUGUCACCAGUUUAACUGACACAUCAAAACCUGUUAGUGUUUGUUUAUGUUUUUGUUUUUAAGAUGAGGUUUUCCACUGUGCAGUACUUUAAAAAAACAUUAAAUCGGCAUGUCAAUGAAAAAAACCUGUGUGCACUGCAUUAUACUGUUCUGGUUGCAUUUCAAUUAGGUAAAUUCGCUAAAUGUACAAGAAAGAGGUCAAGCAACAUGAAACCACUGUAGUGGAGGUUUUGCUUUUCAUUUUGGGACUAAUUCUGCAUGUCGCUACUGAAAAAUAAGUUUUGCGUUUCCAAACUGACAAAUACGCAAAUGCCUUGAUGAUGUAAGAUUUCAUUCCAUAUUCUCAAGUUGCAUUGGAUAUAUUCAGAGUUUUCAGUCAUUCUAUAUAUAUAUAUAUAUAUAUAUAUAUAUAUUAUAUAUAAUGUCGGAUGAAAACCUCAUAUCUCCAUUUUUGUCGUUUUUCAGUUUUUAACAUAAUUUGAAAAUGUCUUUUGCCCUUUACAUUGUGUGUAAAUUGCAUGAUGAAUGGACCAAAAGAAACGGCCCAAAAUGACUUAGAAAAAACUCUGGUUCCAUUGACUUACAUUAAAAGUAAAGUUGGUUUUUUCCUUCUCCUGUAAAGUUACCAUUUUGGAGAUACGAGGUUUUCUUCCGACAACAAUGAUAUAUAUAUAUAUAUAUAUAUAUAUAUAUAUAUAUAUAUAAUAGUUUUAUUUUUUAUUGUUAUAUUCCUUCCUCGUAGCGAUU
Molecule: messenger RNA, 3016 nt
Organism: Colossoma macropomum (tambaqui)
Lineage: Eukaryota; Metazoa; Chordata; Actinopteri; Characiformes; Serrasalmidae
Product: stimulated by retinoic acid gene 6 protein-like
Exons: 19
Coding region: 71-2005 (644 amino acids)
Biological process (GO): vitamin A import into cell
Cellular component (GO): plasma membrane
Molecular function (GO): retinol transmembrane transporter activity; signaling receptor activity
Source: RefSeq, a predicted model, not a curated record